AUGCCUAAUGGCGAAUUUGAAUCUGUGAAUAUUCUACGGCCUGCAGAGGGAAAAGAGGAUCCCCUGCUAGCAUUGCUCAAAAAAAACAUCAAAAUUAUUGAACACAUGAUGUUGCAAUGGCAUCAAAAGCUUGGCCAUCUCAACCCCACAGAUAUCACUAAAUUAGCGGUAGAUCCAUGUCUAGAAAUGAGGAUCAAGAGUGGCAGAGCUUUGCCAUUCUGCAAGACCUGUGUACAGGCAAAAAUGACACAUCCAACAUUCACACCGAUGAUGAGGACUGUUAAACCUGCAAUGAGAUUCUUCAUGGACUUUGCGGGUGGCAGCUAUGAUACCACAUGCUACAGAUAG
Histoplasma mississippiense is the source of this 348-nucleotide messenger RNA. RefSeq lists its product with no specific name. The record is from RefSeq and is a predicted model, not a curated record. The coding region runs from base 1 to 348 and encodes 115 amino acids. Lineage: Eukaryota; Fungi; Ascomycota; Eurotiomycetes; Onygenales; Ajellomycetaceae. The transcript is spliced from 2 exons.